AUGGCCGCGAUGACGUUACGUGCUAACGAAGAAUACAUGUACAGGGGGACAAUGCCAACCAAGAUUGAAAACAUGGACCUCCCUUUAGGUGGCGACUUCUCCUGCAAAAGAUCACAAGUGCCAGGAAAAUGCGCGUUUUAUCUUGAACUCCACGCCCGUGUUCCAAGAAAAGGGAAGGCUAUGUGUAGCUGGAUGGGACCYAAAUGCAAGGGAUUCGUCUAUAAUUCUGGUAUCAACUUAAUYAUUCUAAAAAAUAGCAUCAAAGGGAGUCCUAAAUAUUCACUUGGAUUCGAGUUGUAUGUGAAGAAAGCUUACGUUGAUUUGGUUCAUGUCGUCAUUGAAGAGUGCGCUCCAAGUUUGAAGGAUGGACCAGCAUCAGAUCAAGUUUCAGACCUUGCAUGUCACAUCCCUAAACUGAAUCCCUUCGAUGAAACAAUCAUGGGACUGAUACAAAAGAAAACCCUGGAAUGUCCGGGCAAGUCAAUUACACAAUAUGAUGGAAGUACGUUGACUUUUAUAACUGAAG
Messenger RNA from Actinia tenebrosa (Australian red waratah sea anemone), 526 nucleotides. RefSeq lists its product as uncharacterized. Lineage: Eukaryota; Metazoa; Cnidaria; Anthozoa; Actiniaria; Actiniidae. The record is from RefSeq and is a predicted model, not a curated record.